CUGGAGAAUGCAUCUUUCAGUCAUCUCUUAUCUUCCUUCUAGUCCUCUCCGAGCAUACAGAGAUGGAGAAGCAGAAGAGCAAUCAGGCUCCAAUGUUGAUGUGGGUUUUGGUCGCUGGCUUGCUUUCCCACAACUUGGUCUUCCCUGUCUUGGCCACAACCUUUGAAGAUCAAAAGACCUACUACUCCCCACCAGACCCGCAUUCAAGAAGUCCCCCUUCUGGUUCACACACCCCUUCCCAUGGAACUACACCUUCACAUGGCUCAGGAGGUAGCUCUGGUGGCACACCAUCUCACUCAACCCCGUCAACCCCUUCAGGUGGAAGCCACAAUCCAACACCAUCAACCCCUUCAGGUGGAGGCCACAAUCCAACACCAUCAACCCCUUCAGGUGGAGGCCACAAUCCAACACCAUCAACCCCUUCAGGUGGAAAUUGUGGGACCCCACCAAGUGUUCCUACUCCAUCAAUACCAUCAAACCCUCCUCGAGGUGGUACCUACCCCACCCCUCCGACCACUGGAGGCAGCCCCCCAACACCGGUCAGUGUAAGCCCACCAACCACCCCAAGUAUCAUUCCAGGCACCCCUUUCACCCCCACGCCUCCUUUCAUUCCUGAUCCUAAUUCACCCUUCUCAUGCAAUUACUGGAGAACUCACCCUGCGCUAAUAUGGGGUGUUUUGGGCUGGUGGGGAACAAUGGGAAACGCAUUUGGUGUUGGUAGCUUGCCAGGAUUUGGAACGAGUAUGACCGUGCAGCAAGCACUUUCAAACACACGUACUGAUGGGUACGGAACACUCUACCGAGAAGGUACUGCUUCCUUGCUCAACUCCAUGGUAAGCAACAGGUUCCCUUUCACAACCAGGCAAGUCAGGGAGAAUUUCAUUUCUGCACUCGCCUCCAACAAGGCUGCAGGAGCCCAGGGACAUCUCUUCAAGCUGGCCAAUGAGGGCAGACUCAAGCCUAGAGCCUGAUGAGAGAUGAUCUUUUGUUUAUGUUCACUGUUUAGUUGGUGGAAAGCAUAAUUAAUUAGUAUAUGUUUUGUGGUGUGCGCUUUUUAAUUGGGUUCUUAUUUGACCUAGUGUCUUAUGAUCAACGUUGAUGUCAUUUUAUAUUCAAGGAUAGAAACUAUGUUGACAUUUGAAUGCUUAAGUUGAUGUUUUCUUAUUUAGUUUUAAAUAAGAUUCAUGGUUCAA
This is a messenger RNA of Populus nigra (black poplar), 1193 nucleotides long. RefSeq names its product protodermal factor 1-like. Lineage: Eukaryota; Viridiplantae; Streptophyta; Magnoliopsida; Malpighiales; Salicaceae. The coding region runs from base 63 to 971 and encodes 302 amino acids. The record is from RefSeq and is a predicted model, not a curated record. The transcript is spliced from 3 exons.